GACCAAAAAACACUUUGUUCGUUUCUGCUCGAAAAAACACCACAAAACUCAAUCAACCCCUCCGCCGCCGCCGCCGCCGCCGGAGAGAGAGAAAAAGAAGAUCGAGGAAUCAAAUUCUGGGGGAAAGAAAAUCGGGGUCCGCCAUGGAAGAUGAAUAGGAUAUUCUCCCGGCCGGCCUCCCACCUCCGCCAUCUCCGCCGCUCGGCGACCUCCCGGCGCCGUCCCCAGGCGCACGACCCCGCGGCCGCCGCCGCCGCGGCGGACGAGCCCAACUCCCUGACGAUCCUAUGGCACUACCAGAUCUUGGACCCCAACAGCGACAUCGUGAACCUGUGGAACCACAUCUUCCUCAUCACCUGCUUGGUCUCCCUAUUCAUCGACCCUCUCUACUUCUACCUCCCCUACGUUGAAGACGGCGCCGCCUGCAUGAACAUCGACACCUCCGCCUCCAUUCUCAUCACCUACUUCCGCACCGUCACCGACUUCUUCUACUUCCUCCACAUGCUCAUGAAGUUCCGCAUGGCCUUCGUCGCCCCCAGCUCCCGCGUCUUCGGCCGCGGCGAGCUCGUCAUGGACCCCACCCAGAUCACCAUGCGCUACCUCAAGUCCGACUUCAUCGUCGACCUCACCGCCACCCUCCCCCUCCCCCAGAUCGUCAUCUGGUACGUGAUCCCCGCCACCAAGACGGACGGGGGCGGCCACUCGAACAACACCCUCGCCCUCAUCGUCCUCAUCCAGUACAUCCCGCGCCUCUUUGUCAUCUUCCCUUUGAACAACCGGAUCAUCAAGACCACCGGCUUCAUCGCCAAGACCGCGUGGGCCGGCGCCGCCUACAAUCUGCUGCUCUUCAUGCUCGCCAGCCACGUCAUCGGAGCUUCGUGGUACCUCUCCUCGAUUGGCCGGCAGCACUCUUGCUGGCAGCAGAGGUGUAACGAGGAGAUCUACGCGCCGCCGCAUUGCAACGUGAAGUUUCUAGACUGUUCCAAGAUUAAACUGAUGGGCAUUGAGCGGCAGAAUUGGUUGAAUCUCACUACCGUUCUUGCUCGCUGCGACGCCAAGAAUGGCGAUUCCGAUUUCAAGUUCGGCAUCUUUGCUGAGGCCUUCACUAGCGAAGUCGCCUCCUCUUCUUUCGUUGAGAAGUAUCUCUACUGCCUCUGGUGGGGCUUGAGAAAUUUGAGUUCGUAUGGGCAGACCUUGAGCACCAGCACGUUUAUUGGGGAGACGGUUUUCUGCAUAGCUUUGUGCAUUUUUGGGCUAAUUCUAUUUGCCCAGUUGAUUGGGAAUAUGCAGACUUACUUGCAAUCAAUGACGUUGAGGCUAGAAGAGUGGAGAAUCAAGAGGAGAGACACAGAGGAGUGGAUGCGGCACCGGCAGCUGCCGCCGGACUUGCAGGAGCGUGUCCGUCGUUUCGAGCAGUACAAAUGGCUGACGACAAGAGGAGUGAAUGAAGAAGAGAUUCUCAAGUCUCUCCCUCAAGACCUCCGCCGUGAGAUACAGAGGCACCUCUGCCUCAACCUAGUCCGUGGCGUGCCCUUCUUUGCACAAAUGGAUGAUCAAUUGCUAGAUGCAAUCUGCGAGAGGCUGACGUCAUCACUAAGCACGCAGGGGAGCUACAUCGUGAGGGAGGGCGACCCCGUGGACGAGAUGCUCUUCGUCAUCCGCGGCCAGAUGGAGAGCUCCACCACCAACGGGGGGCGGUCGGGCUUUUACAACUCCAUCACGUUGCGGCCGGGUGACUUCUGUGGGGAGGAGCUCCUCACGUGGGCGCUCCUCCCCAACUCGUCACUCAACUUGCCUUCCUCCACGCGGACUGUGAAGACCCUCACGGAGGUGGAGGCCUUCGCCCUCAGUGCGGAGGACCUCAAGUUUGUGGCUAUGCAGUUCAAGCGGCUGCACAGCAUGAAGCUGCAGCACGCCUUCCGGUACUACUCGCACCAGUGGAGGACGUGGGGGGCGUGCUUCCUGCAGACCGCGUGGAGGAGGUACAAGAAGAAGAAGCUGGCCAAGGAGCUCGCCCUGCACGAGAACUUGGCCGCCUCUCACCACCACCUCGGGGCCACCUUCUUGGCCUCCAAGUUCGCAGCCAACACGAGGCGAGGGAUUGCUCAGAGGCUGCGCAUGGCCGAGGCCACCUCGUCUACCAGCUUGAAGAUGACUAAGCUGUUGAAGCCGGAUGAUCCUGAUUUCACCGAGGAGGUUUAGUUUUGGUUGCAAAAGAUAUGUAUGUUUGUUGUACUAGAACUUUUUCACCUGUGUUCUCUUUCUUUGUAGCCUUAUGUACAGGGGUAUGUAUCACUCUUUCUUGCUUCAUUCAUUCACAUUGUAACACAAUUGUGUAUAUAUCUUUCUUGCUCUUAUAUAGAUUUGUAGCUUGGCUUCAA
Salvia miltiorrhiza (redroot sage) is the source of this 2381-nucleotide messenger RNA. RefSeq names its product cyclic nucleotide-gated ion channel 18. Lineage: Eukaryota; Viridiplantae; Streptophyta; Magnoliopsida; Lamiales; Lamiaceae. Gene Ontology annotation, molecular function: monoatomic ion channel activity. Bases 151 to 2202 code for a protein of 683 amino acids. Gene Ontology annotation, cellular component: membrane. Gene Ontology annotation, biological process: transmembrane transport; monoatomic ion transport. The transcript is spliced from 5 exons. The record is from RefSeq and is a predicted model, not a curated record.